Molecule: messenger RNA, 889 nt
Organism: Melopsittacus undulatus (budgerigar)
Lineage: Eukaryota; Metazoa; Chordata; Aves; Psittaciformes; Psittaculidae
Gene: NPVF
Product: neuropeptide VF precursor
Exons: 3
Coding region: 6-521 (171 amino acids)
Biological process (GO): neuropeptide signaling pathway; negative regulation of gonadotropin secretion
Molecular function (GO): signaling receptor binding
Source: RefSeq, a predicted model, not a curated record
GAGAAAUGAAAUUCACUCCAAUUAAGUUUGUUCUGUUUGCUCUAGCUACAGUGGUCUUUCAGACAUCGAAUACUAUGUGCCUAGAUGAGCUGAUGAAGCCCAGUCUGCAGAGCACAGAAGAUGAUGCUGAUAAGUAUUACAAGAUUAAAGAUAUGUUGGAAGAAAAGCAGAGGAGUCUCAAUUUUGAAGAAAUGAAAGACUGGGGAUCAAAAAAUAUCCUUAAAAUGAACCCCUCUACCAUAAACAAGAUGCCAAAUUCAGCCGCUAACUUACCUCUUAGGUUUGGAAGAGGUUAUCCAGAAGAAAGAAGCAUUAAACCAAUUGCUAAUUUGCCUCUGAGAUUUGGGAGAGCUUUUGGAGAUAACAUACGUAGGCGUGCUCCAAAGGUAUCACACAGGCCUGGGAGGUCUCCACUUGUUAAAAGUUCCAGUCAGUCACUUCUAAAUUUUCCACAGAGAUUUGGGAAGUCACUGUCUGUCAAUCUGCCUCAAGAAGUUCAGGAAUCUGAACCAGGGAUAUGAAUUCUAACAAUUACAGUAAUACUGGAAUGAAAUAAUGAAGACAGAAUCUGAAGGACUCUGAAAAUCUGCAAUGUGUUUUCAAAACUAAAGGUCAUGAAAAGGAAACCUGUGAGAACUGAAAUGAAAAUCUGAUUUCAUGUUAUGAAUAAUUCUGUACAAACCCUUGAUGUAUAAGGCAAUGACAAUUGUAGCGACUGUUGUAGCAGUUCAGUUCAGUGGCAGUGUAGUAUAAAUUCUGUUUACUUCUGUGCGACUUUUGUCCUGUUGGUCGUAAAACCUAAUUUCAGAACAAUGGCUGUAUAACUGAAAGCAUUUUAAGCAAAAUUAAAAGAAGCAUAGUAUGAAUAAAGCAGCAUGGUACAAAUGAA